AUGUUCAGACAAGUUUCCAGAGUCGCUGUUGCUCCCCGCUUGGCGAGAUCCUACGCCAUUGCCGGGCAAUUCACUGGUUCGAAAGGUGCCAACGGCAAGUACACCGUCACUUUGAUUGAAGGUGACGGUAUCGGUCCCGAAAUCGCCGAAGCCGUCAAGCAGGUGUACUCGGCGGCCCAAGUGCCCAUUGACUGGGAACCCGUCGACGUCACCCCUCUUUUGAUUGACGGCAAGACCACCUUGCCCCAGCCCGCCAUCGACUCCGUCAACAAGAACUUGGUGGCGCUCAAGGGUCCCUUGGCCACCCCCGUCGGUAAGGGCCACACCUCGAUGAACUUGACCUUGAGAAGAACCUUCAACUUGUUCGCCAACGUGCGUCCCUGUAAGCUGAUUGUCGGCUACAAGACCCCUUACGACAACGUCGACACCGUGUUGAUCAGAGAAAACACCGAAGGUGAGUACUCGGGUAUCGAACACACCAUCGUCCCCGGUGUCGUCCAAUCGAUCAAGUUGAUCACCAAGCCCGCGUCGGAAAAGGUCAUCAGAUACGCCUUUGAAUACGCUAAGCAAAUCGGCAAGCCCCACGUGUUGGUGGUGCACAAGGCGUCGAUCAUGAAGCUUUCCGACGGGUUGUUCGUCAACACCGCCAGAGAAAUCGGCAAGGAAUACCCCGAUGUCAAGUUGGACUUCGAAUUGUUGGACAACACCGCCCUUAAGAUGACCGCCGACCCCACCCAAUACAACGAAAUCGUCAUGGUCAUGCCCAACUUGUACGGUGACAUCAUGUCGGACUUGGCCUCGGGCUUGAUCGGUGGUCUCGGUUUGACCCCCUCGGGUAACAUGGGUAACAAGGUGUCGAUCUUUGAAGCCGUCCACGGUUCCGCCCCCGACAUCGCCGGCAAGGGCCUCGCCAACCCCACCGCCUUGUUGUUGUCGUCGUGCAUGAUGUUGAGACACAUGAACUUGCUGUCGGACGCCGACCGUAUCGAAAAGGCCGUGCUUAAGACCAUCGCCUCUGGCCCCGAAAACAGAACCGGGGACUUGAAGGGUACCGCCACCACCAAGCACUUCACCGAAGAAAUUAUCAAGAACUUGUAA
Molecule: messenger RNA, 1098 nt
Organism: Diutina rugosa
Lineage: Eukaryota; Fungi; Ascomycota; Pichiomycetes; Serinales; Debaryomycetaceae
Gene: IDH2
Product: isocitrate dehydrogenase (NAD(+))
Exons: 1
Coding region: 1-1098 (365 amino acids)
Biological process (GO): tricarboxylic acid cycle; isocitrate metabolic process
Cellular component (GO): mitochondrion
Molecular function (GO): isocitrate dehydrogenase (NAD+) activity; NAD binding; magnesium ion binding
Source: RefSeq, a predicted model, not a curated record